Rubroshorea leprosula is the source of this 1156-nucleotide messenger RNA. Lineage: Eukaryota; Viridiplantae; Streptophyta; Magnoliopsida; Malvales; Dipterocarpaceae. The record is from the annotation of a GenBank genome assembly.
AAAAAAGGUAAAAGUAGAGUUGAUUUUUUUUUUUUAGGUGGUCAAAUAUUUCCCAUAUGGACAUUAAACUUUACAUGACACGAGUGUGGAACCAUGAACCCUCCUCCCAAACCUCCACGACCACCUGACCCAUCACCGACGCCAUUGGAAAUUAACCCCUUUACUUCACUAGUCAUUCUCCUCCACACCCGAUCUCCCUCCCCCAUUCAGCCAUAUUCUAACCAGUCUCCACCCAACCCCUUCAUCCCAUGCUCCACCACCAACAUCUCAUUGACCAACCUUGCUCACCAUCGCAAUGAACACCCCUCUGUGUAUCCUACCCCUCCAACAAGUUUCAAGUAUGCCUUGGUGGGUUCUUCAUCCAACGUCAUUUCUCAAUCCUUUCCUUUGGUUUCCACUUUUCACACACCAGCUUCCCGUGCUCCCACCUCUAUCAUCCCCCCCACCGCUUCAUCUCCUAUAACUAUCACUCUGUCUCUUGAAAAACGGAAAUCUAACAGCUCUAAUGAAGGUGAUACUACAUCUUUACCUGAGCAUUUCAGGAACUCUACAAAUGAGUCUAUAUCCACACCUAAAUUACCCUUUCCACCUAAAUCAACCCCUAUUGUCCUUUCACUUAACCCUCCUACACCCCCUGCCAUAACCCUUUCUCCUAAAUCAAUCUUGGCUUCUCGACUCCCUUCAGCUAGAAAUGACCAGCCACAUGUUUCAUCCCAAACUUCUUUCCAGUCUAAAGAGCUUGAAAGGAUUGAAAUGGUUGUUGCCCAUCAUCAACCUAAUGGCUCAUUGGCAAGCGCAACUAGCUUAUCAUUGCAACGGAAUCCUUCUCCUGAUAAAAAUUUGACACAAUCCACCAAUGAAGCCCAUCAGUGGCAACAUGUUUCUCAAAGGAGGGGAAAGAAACUUGACAAUGUUGAGCCUUCAGCUGAGUAGGAACAUGAAUAUGAUCAACCAAUGCAACAAUCUACUAUAGAUAAAUUGAUCGAAGAACCCAUCAAGAGACUAUCUAAUUUACCACUUCAAGACAUCGAUAGGGAGAAAACCUCUAGUUUUUGAGGCAAUUCAAGGAUCCGUUUUUGCCAUGUCUUGGCCAAAGCACGUCGAGGUGUAAGUUAUCACCUCAAAGCACUCUUCCUAAGAAAAAAAAACAUGACAG